AUGAGAGUAAGUGAAGAAGUGAUUGAGGAGAAAGAAGAGAAAAUUGAAGAAUUAACUCAAAAAGUGUAUGAGAAAGACCAAGCGAUUGCCAAAUUAAAGGAACAGAUAGAAAGGUUACAAACUAAUCAAGAGUUAGUGGCUCAGUCAGAAAGAGAAAAACGGCAGGUUAAAAUGGCUUUUGACGAAUUAGUGAAAAGAGUAAUCCAACCUAAUUUACGAGAAAAUAAAGUAGUUAUUAUUGAUAGAUAUAUCGAUAGCACUCUGGUUUAUCAAGGCUUAGCUGGUGGCUUGGAAAUCGGUACCAUCCAAGAAGUUGCUAAAAAGACGAUCGACUUGCCUUGGCCUGAUGUUACUUUUGUUCUCGAUAUUGACCCCGCUAAGGCUCAAGAUAGAUUAAAAAAAAGAAAAUUAGCCACUGAAUUUCACCAUCGAAUAAGAAAUUACUAUUUGGAGUUGAAAAAAUAUUUUCCGGAAAGGAUUCACAUAAUUAAUGCGGAUCGAAGCGAAACCGAAAUAUUGACCGAAGUUCAGGAAAUAAUUAAACAGACUCGUGCACCCAAAAGUGAAGCCCGCUUGCCCCAAUCUGUACGACCUGGAGAAACGCCCGAAGCGGCUGCCUGCCGCGAAGUAUUUGAGGAGACUAAUUUAACGAUAGAAAAUUGUCAAAAAAUUGCUGAAGAAAAUGGCAAUCCAGAAAAAACGAAAAACGGCACAAAAAACAGCAAAAAUACUCUCAUAAUCAUCGCCGGAGGCAGCGGCACCGGCAAAACAACAGUAGAAAAUUUACUAGCCCAGGACCCAAAUAUUGUUAAACUGGUUUCAACCACCACUCGCCCACCCCGCACCGGAGAAAAAGAAGGUCAAGACUAUUAUUUUAUUAGCAAAGAGACCUUUCAAACCGAAUUAGAGAAAGGUCGUUUUUUAGAACAUGUAAUUUACGAUGGCAAUUAUUACGGAAUCCAUGGCAAAGUAGUUGAUUUAAUAUUAGGAACCCAAAACAAGCAUGGAAUUAUUAUUGUGGAUGCUGAAAAUGUGGAAAAAAUGGUCGAACAUAUGAAAAAAAGAGGCACCAGCGAGCCAGAAAUUCUUCGGCGCCUGAUUAUUGCUGAAAAAGAAGAAAAAUUUGCUGCAGAGUUUGAUCAUAUUUUAACAAUCAAAGAAAACGAUUUAGCCGCUACCGCCCAAAAAAUUAAAGAAAAUUUGAGUCAUGAAAUAG
This is a messenger RNA of Racocetra persica, 1216 nucleotides long. The record is from the annotation of a GenBank genome assembly. Lineage: Eukaryota; Fungi; Glomeromycota; Glomeromycetes; Diversisporales; Gigasporaceae.